UCACGCUCACAGGAGAAGAAGAAGUACAGUUAGCACUCUGGUAACAUUUUUUGGUCCCUGAUUCGAAAACACUUCUCCUGUGCCCGUCAUUUAGGCGUCGGAUAAUGACACAAGCGGAGAGAGAACAUGAGAAUGAAAAAGAAAAAGAUAAAGAGCGCGAAAAGGACAAAGAAAAAGAGCAACGCGGAGUAAAGAGACCAAUUGUUCCUCCUGCCAUCCCAGAGCCUUUGCAGGAGCAAAUUCAAACUAACUUCGUUGUGGUCAUCCACUCUGGAUCGCAGAGUCUCCGCAUUGGCCGAGCUACAGAUACUCUGCCAGUUACUGUUCCGCACGUCAUCGCCCGAAGACACAAACUACCCUCUCAGUCUCGCUAUGAAGACCCUCGACUCAUAAGAGAAGGACUAAACAGACCAGAAAGCGGUGAGCAGCGGCAGAAUGGCCUCAAAAUGGUAGACCAGGCGAUUUGGUCCAAGAAGAUGUCCAAUGGGGCCAGAAGAACUCCAGUCUCUGCUGAACAAGCUCGAGUGUACAACAGGCAGAUCAGACCAGCAGUUCUGGACCCAAACUCACGAUUCAAAUGGACAAAUACCACUCAUCAGCCAGAGUACUUGGUUGGAGACGAGGCUUUACAUGUGAACCCCACAGACUGCUACAGCAUUCACUGGCCUAUCUGCCGGGGUCAGCUGAAUGCCCACAGUGGGCCCGGAGGCUCAUUGAGUGCUGUGCUAGCGGACCUGGAGACUAUCUGGUCUCAUGCCAUUCAGAAGCUUUUAGAGAUUCCUCUGAAAGACCUGAAGUAUUAUAGAUGCAUCCUUUUGGUCCCAGAUAUCUAUAAUAGACAGCAUGUGAAAGAAGUGGUGAACAUGCUCCUUGUCAAGAUGGGUUUCUCAGCGAUUGUGGUACACCAGGAGUCGGUGUGUGCUACGUUUGGUAGUGGGCUGAGUAGCGCGUGUGUGGUAGACGUGGGGGAUCAGAAGACCAGCGUGUGCUGUGUGGAAGAUGGCGUCUCCCACCGCAACUCCAGGUUGUGUCUUGCAUAUGGAGGCUCUGAUGUGACACGCUGUUUUUUUUGGCUGAUGCAACGAGCUGGCUUCCCUUACAGAGAGUGCCAGCUGACUAAUCGGCUGGAUUGCAUGUUACUGCAACAGCUUAAAGAGACCUUUUGUCAUCUUGACCAGGACAUCUGUGGAAUGCAAGACCAUGAGUUUCGCACCCGUUUCCCAGAAUCCCCAGUGCUUCUGUAUCAGUUACGGUUAGGUGAUGAGAAGUUACAGGCUCCCAUGGCUCUGUUCUACCCUGCUGCGUUUGGAAUUGUGGGGCAGAAGAUGACCACUCUGCAGCAUCGCUCCCAAGGAGACCCUGAGGAUCCACAUGAUGAACACUACCUACUGAGCACUCAGAGCAAACAAGACCAGACAUCCAAAGCCAUGGAAAGAAAGGGUCUCCCUAAGCUCCCUGGCUUUGAGGGUGAAUCCAGUAGUCAGGGAGGUGACCAGGCGGAAAGAGGAAGCCAUGGACAAGAAGAGCUUGGACAUUCCCAGGCUGAUUGUCUUGUUGGGGGGACAGAUCCAGAAGAGACCCCGUCCGUCCUCUUGUCCAGAAAGUCAGCAAUGACCCAGUUUGAGGGCAAAGCACUUGGGCUGGAUAAGGCUAUUCUACACAGCAUCGACUGUUGUGCAUCGGAUGAGACUAAGCGGAAGAUGUACAGCUCUAUCCUGGUAGUGGGCGGUGGGCUCCUGUUUCACGGGGCACAGGAAUUCCUUCAGCAUCGCAUUCUCAACAAGAUGCCUCCAUCUUUUCGUCGUCUGGUAGAGAACGUGGAGGUCAUCACACGACCAAAGGACAUGGACCCCCGACUAACAGCGUGGAAAGGUGGAGCAGUGUUGGCAUGUUUGGACACCACUCAGGAGCUGUGGAUCCACCAGAGAGAGUGGAACCGCUUUGGUGCACGCAUGCUCCGAGAAAGAGCAGCCUUCGUCUGGUGAGAUGAAGAGUGUGUGUGCGUGUGUGUGUAACACGUUAUUAUUUCAUCAUGAGUGAUUAAUUGCCUGUAUAGCUUCUGUGUAUAUAUUAUUUCAUUAUGUAAUAUCGAGGUUUGUACAUGUGGUCCCCAUACCAUGUUUUUUUAAGAAAAAAAAAAGAAGAAUUAAAAGACAUUUCAAAGAAAUAAAAAGACAA
Molecule: messenger RNA, 2178 nt
Organism: Colossoma macropomum (tambaqui)
Lineage: Eukaryota; Metazoa; Chordata; Actinopteri; Characiformes; Serrasalmidae
Gene: actr8
Product: actin related protein 8
Exons: 13
Coding region: 105-1985 (626 amino acids)
Biological process (GO): double-strand break repair; regulation of DNA-templated transcription
Cellular component (GO): Ino80 complex
Source: RefSeq, a predicted model, not a curated record